This is a messenger RNA of Trypanosoma rangeli, 339 nucleotides long. RefSeq lists its product as uncharacterized. The record is from RefSeq and is a predicted model, not a curated record. Bases 1 to 339 code for a protein of 112 amino acids. NCBI's taxonomy places the organism in Eukaryota, Euglenozoa, Kinetoplastea, Trypanosomatida, Trypanosomatidae. The transcript has a single exon.
AUGGCAUCGCAUGGUGAUGCGUGCUUGUCACCACAGGACGAACUUCAGUUUCUUAACGAGUGCCUCGUAGAUGCUCUUGCUGUUCAUCUGCUUGUUUCGCACGCGUUGGUGAGCAGCACAAAUGACGGCGAUGGGCAGACGUGGUACUGCUCACUCCUGGAGGAGGAUGUGCAGCUCUACCUGCGGCACCUGCUGCGUAAGUACACGUCGAGUUCAGCGAUGCGGAAGAAGCUAACGUCUGCGAGGAGUUUGUACUAUCUACAGUGUCUCACGGACGAGAAAACGCGGGAGGAGUUUGUCCUUGUUGCAGCACAUCCAUCUUUUGCGGACGCCAUGUGA